This is a messenger RNA of Saprolegnia parasitica CBS 223.65, 1146 nucleotides long. RefSeq lists its product as hypothetical. NCBI's taxonomy places the organism in Eukaryota, Oomycota, Saprolegniomycetes, Saprolegniales, Saprolegniaceae. The transcript is spliced from 3 exons. The record is from RefSeq and is a predicted model, not a curated record. Bases 14 to 1132 code for a protein of 372 amino acids.
CCGAGGACGACCCAUGGUGUCGGAGAUCCGCAAGAUCCGCAGCAUCACGCGCAACGCGCUCAAGCCGUGUUUUGAGAACCCGCCGCCGAUGCCCCACGUCAAGUGCAAGCGACUGCGCGAGCUCCACUUGUUAUCACGCCAUAUUUACGAACUCGAGAUCAAGCUGCGGCGCCUCCAAGGCCGGCGCUCGACCUUGCUGCCGUGGAAGGAAGUGAGCUCUGCGCUCGCCGAAGACACGCUCCGCAACGUGCGCGACAACCGCAGUCUCAAGGUCGAGCUCGAGCACCACCGACGGCUCACCACGUUUCUCCGCACAUGGGUCGAUGGGCUCACGCCGAUCCCGCGGUCGCCCCGGUCGUCUUCGGACAGCUGGCAACACUCGCAGCUCAUCGCAGGCGAUGCCACCGCCCGGCGCACUGCGUACGAGUGGAUCGCCCGGCAAGCGUACUGCAGCACGGAAGCCGCGAUGGCCCACGUUUGCUUUCCGGGCCACGCUGCAGGUGACAUUGCAGUUGACGUCGAAUGGGUCGAUGGACUCCUGCACGUCAAUGUCAUGACCCAGCGCGUGCUGCCGUACAGCCUCGCGACUGUCUCCAAGAGUCUCUGGGUCGCCGAUAAGACAUUUGUGCAGUUUGCCCACGGCCGACCGCUGAGCGAGUACCGGCACGAGCUCCACGUCGUGAGCGACGAACUCGAGUACGUCCAAGAAGAGAUGGGUCCCGGGACCCGCCAGAUUUUCGACAAUGUGCUCUACGCGCGGUUCCAUGAGCCGACGCGGACCGUCCUCGUCAUGCGGUCGAUCCUCAAGGACGAGCUCUUUCCGAUUGACGCGGCAACGUGGACCGUCGACACGAAACAAUGGAUGGUGGCCGACAAGCUCGACGACGGCCACACGCUGUGCCGCACCUACUACUCCAUCAAGCACCCGAGCACCGAGGCGGGCCACGUCCCGUUGCGAGAUCUCGCGACGUGUUUCUGCCAUGCACCGACAAGCGACGCGGAAGCGGAGAAGAUGCUGCGCGACCGCUUCCUCCUCGUCCAGCGUGUUGAGCGCGAAAAGUUUGCCAUGCAUUUGGACGCGGUGCUUCUCGAGCACGAGACGGCCGGCGUUGCAUCCGAAAUGGUGGCCUAACAAACGACGAUAUU